Eimeria acervulina is the source of this 2817-nucleotide messenger RNA. RefSeq names its product kinesin motor domain-containing protein, putative. Gene Ontology annotation, biological process: microtubule-based movement. The transcript has a single exon. Gene Ontology annotation, cellular component: microtubule; kinesin complex. The coding region runs from base 1 to 2817 and encodes 938 amino acids. The record is from RefSeq and is a predicted model, not a curated record. NCBI's taxonomy places the organism in Eukaryota, Apicomplexa, Conoidasida, Eucoccidiorida, Eimeriidae. Gene Ontology annotation, molecular function: ATP hydrolysis activity; ATP binding; microtubule motor activity.
AUGAGCGGCACGAGCGGCGAAGCCGAGUCCCUGAGCUGCAGCAGCACCAGCCUUGCAGAGCCGCAGCAGCAGCAACAGCAGCAGCUGCAGCAUGAACAGCAACAGCAGGACCUUGAGCCUGAAGAUGUCGGCAGCAGCAAAAUUCAGGUGUACCUACGGAUGCGUCCCAUGGAAGGCCGUUGUUACUGGCACCGCAUCGGGGGUCCCGACAAGCGGACGUUGAUAACAACUCCCCCUAGGGGCGACUCUGCUUUCAGUAGCAGUAGUAGCAUCACUUUGAAUAACACGCGGAAUGAGUACAGAUUCCAGUUUGACGGAAUAUACGACGAGCACGCGACGCAGGAGGAAGUGUUUAGCGAUGUGGCUCUGCCUGUAGUCAACGACGCGCUUAGAGGCAUUAAUGGCACUAUUUUCGCAUACGGGCAAACGGGAACAGGGAAAACGUACACCAUCACAGGAGGAGCAGAAGCAUUUGAACUCAGAGGCAUCAUACCUAGAGCCCUAGCACGCGUCUUUGAUUUUGUUGCUGGUUGCACCUCUCAAGAAUUCUCUCUCGCUGUUUCAUACCUUGAGAUAUACCAAGACAAAGGAUACGACCUCCUCAUGAAAGCAGAAAAGCCCAACAGCAACAGCAGCAGCAGCAGCCGGAACCUCGAGGACUUGAAGCGGGUGUAUGCAGUAGCGGACGAGCAGGGCAAUGUGUGUUUGCGCGGCUUGUCAGUAAACCCUGUAAGAACAGAGGAGGAGGCGUUAAAUUUAUUGUUUAUCGGGGACGCGAAUCGCAUCGUCGCCGAGACCCCUCUAAACGAUUGUUCAACGCGUUCCCACUGCAUCUUCACUGUCUGGAUAGCCAGCAAAGAGAGAGGCAGCAGCAGCACAAAGAAAGCGAAGCUGCACCUCGUAGACCUAGCAGGUUCUGAACGUGUCAAGCAAUCCGGCACAAGACCAGGGGAUUGCAUCUUUCAGGAGGCAUGUAGCAUCAACUUAACUCUGCAUUACCUCGAGCAAGUGAUCGUCGCGCUGCAGCAGAAAGCAGCAGGACAGGCCACCCACGUGCCGUACAGAAACUCCCUCAUGACCUCAGUGCUUAAAGACUCAUUAGGGGGAAAUUGUAAGACCAGAAUGAUUGCAACCGUUGCGCUCGAACUCUACGCAAUCAACGAAACCAUCAACACCUGCAGAUUCGCACAGGCCGUCGCGCAGGUAAGAAAUGCAGCAGAAAUCAACGAAGAAGAAGAAGCAUCAGCCAUUAUUCAAAGGCUACAAAAAGAAAACGAAAAACUCAGGGGACAGCUGCAGCUUGCAGCCGCAGCAGCAGCAGCUACGGGAGAUGAUGCAGAACUCACAGAGGAAGCAAAUGCUAUCUGCAGAGACGCAGUUGAACGAUUUCUCAUGGCAGAGGGGGCAGACCUUCAACUCCCUGUAACGGCGGCACGCGAUCUGCGUUCUGCUGAUGUUUGUUUUCGUCUCAUGAGAGACAAGUACAAAGAGUUAAAAACAGAAAUGACAGAUGCAAAUGCUGAUGGUCGCUGCAGGCGCCGCGACUGCAAGGAGGCGCUGCAGCGGCUCCAACUGCAUGUAGAACAAAGAGAUGCUGAAAUCGCAACCUUACUGGGAAUCAUACAUCAAAGCUCAGACCCUGCAUGCACCAACAGCAGCAGCAACGGGAUCUAUGAUCCCUUAGGAGCGCUUACACGUGCUGCAGUUGAAGCAGCAGUGCGAGCAGGUUCUGGGUUUAGAGAAAGGGAAGGGGGUAAAGAAGAAGAGGAAGGGAAGCCCUGGCUAGCUGGGACCGAGGCCACCGCGUUGCUGAAAGACAGGGGCCGCGCGUUUGAGAUGCUCAGACGCAGCGCGAGGAAAACAGAAUUCCUUGAAGCAGAUUCGAGACGCAUGCAGGAGCUGUACGAAGAGGCAAACAAAUGUAGGGAGGAAGCGUUGAAGGCAAAGGAGAAGAUUGCCGAGGCGAGAAGCAGUCUAGAGAAAAUCCGAAUACGAAAAUGCCUACAGCAGAGCGGCAAUAGGGGAGAAAUCAUCUUGGACGAAGAGGAAACUCCAGAAGAGACCCAAGUUCUGCAACAGGUCGCUGUUUGGCGUGACGAAUACAUAAAAAAUAUCAACGAACUAAGUGCUGCUAAAAGAGAACUCAAACGCCUUUAUUUAACUGUCGAAAGGAAUCGAAAGAAACUGCAACAGGACUUCGAAGGGUGGUUCAAUACAAUUGCCAACAGAGAAGAAAAUGAACUCCCUGUACUCCCCAACUCCCCGCGAGGUAAUAGUACUAUUUCUGGGCUCCCUGUUUCUUUAGAUUCGCUUCACGAGAGUAUAUGGCCUAAUGCGUAUCCUCAGAAAGUCGAAAGCAAACUUGCAGUAAACCCAACACAGAAAAAGACCUGCUCCAUCACCACCCCUUGGCCUAGCCCUCGCAUUGCUUUUCCUCCGGGUCCAGAGAACACAGACCAGCAGCUGACUUCGGCAGUAGCACCACCAACAGCAGCAUCAUCAACUCCGUCCUUUCAGGGGGUGUCUGAGCUGCAGCCCGCUGCUACAGCAAGCAUCAAAGCAUGGGCUUUAGGGCCCGUAGAUAUGGGCACGCAUUGCUUCGCUUCUAAUCGCGCAGAUGAUCCUUCCCUUCUCUCUGCUCAGAGCAAUUAUCCACUAGACAGUCGUCCCGUAGGCGGCAAUCCGCCUAACGAGGUGUACACCGGAGACCCCUCAGCAGAUGCAGACAUCAAAGCGUUUUAUGAGGCAGUUGCUGCGGGGACUGGGGCCCCGGUGACUGGGGAGAACAAAGGCAAAGAAGAAAAACAAUUGUGUUAA